AUGCAGUCACCUCAGAGGAGAAGGCUCAGCCGCGGUCGUGUCCUCUUCUUCAUCUCAGGUGUGCUGUUGUGUGUUGUCUACACACUGACUCUGAAAACCCGGCUGUUGGAGCCUCAAGCCUCUGUCCAGACAGAUGAGGGGGGCAAUAGUGACAUCGUGGAGGUCAGCGUUAGGGAGGUGUCAGCGUCCAGUGAGACUGAGAAGGAGGAUGUAAUGCCUGAGACCACCAAACCUCCUCUGGUGAUCAUCGUCAACAGGACAGACAUCGAACAGUGCAUCUACGUCAAUCCUCAACCUUCCAGACCUCCUCCAACUCCCCCACCUGUGACCGCCACAGCUCCUCCCCAACACCCCCCUCAGAGGAAAAGUGAGUACCCAAAGGACAUCUUCUCAGUGGAGCAACGACGACAAGGCUGGGUGGUUCUGCAUGUCAUAGGCAUGACCUACAUGUUUGUUGCCCUGGCCAUUGUUUGUGAUGAGUUUUUUGUUCCGGCGCUGGAAGUCAUCUCUACCAAGUUGGAGAUCUCAGAUGACGUGGCUGGGGCCACCUUCAUGGCAGCUGGAGGUUCUGCCCCGGAGCUCUUCACCUCCCUUAUCGGUGUCUUCAUCUCCCACAGCAACGUGGGCAUUGGCACCAUCGUGGGCUCAGCCGUCUUCAACAUCCUGUUUGUGAUUGGCAUGUGUGCCAUCUUCUCCAGGAAGAUGCUGCAUCUGACCUGGUGGCCGCUCUUCAGGGAUGUGACUUUUUACAUCCUGGACCUCAUCAUGCUCAUCGUCUUCUUCCUGGAUAAUAUGAUCCUGUGGUGGGAGAGCAUGCUGCUGGUGCUAGGCUACAUGAGCUACGUGACCUUCAUGAAGUUCAACAGUCAGAUUGAGCGGACCGUCAAAACCCAGCUCAACAAGCACAUGAGCAUUGUCAAAGUGUGGACCACAGAGGAGCCAGAGAAGGAGAGUGAGGCGGCACCUUCUCCUGCUGCUCUUGAAAAGACUGAGAACAAACCUGAACCAAGAGCUGCAGCGCCUCCUGGCAACUUUCAAUGCAACAACCUCCAGCCAGAUAAACAGGAGGACAAAUCUCAGCUCCGGGUUCGUCCAGUCUUGCAGCGAGGCGGCAGCUCAGCUUCCCUCCACAACACUUCCCUGCGGAGCACCAUCUUCCAGUUGAUGAUACACACACUGGAUCCUCUGGGAGAAGAAGCAGCUCUUAGGGGGGCCGUUAAAACCCCACGGCCAAAGAGAAUAAAAGAAGACGGUCAGAAAGCAAAGAACGAGCAGCCGGCAGCUUCUGGAACAGCAGGAGGUGCUGCUGCUGAGCCGUCCACCUCUCAGCCUCCUACACAUCAGGAGAAACCAGACGGGUCCAAGGUUGUAGCAGGAUCAGCGGGGCAGUCCGAUAGCUCACGGGAUGUCGGGGAAGAAAGUAGCGACGAUGAAAGCAGUGACUCCAGCGAAAGCGAGGAUAACGAUGAGGACGAUGAUGAAAAGAAAAAUGAAAAAGAGGAAGAGGAGAAUGAGCCACUGUCUUUAGAAUGGCCUAAAACCACUCGCAAGCAGGCCACCUAUCUGUUCCUGCUGCCCAUCGUGUUCCCUCUGUGGCUCUCACUGCCAGACGUCCGCAAUCCAGCAUCCAAGAAAUUAUUUUUCAUCACAUUCAUCGGCUCAAUCAUUUGGAUCGGCAUCUUCUCCUACCUGAUGGUGUGGUGGGCUCAUCAGAUGGGUGAGACUGUGGGCAUCUCAGAGGAAAUUAUGGGCCUGACCAUCCUGGCGGCGGGGACGUCUAUCCCCGACCUGAUCACCAGUGUGAUCGUGGCCCGGAAAGGUUUGGGAGACAUGGCCGUGUCCAGCUCAGUGGGCAGUAACAUCUUCGACAUCACUGUUGGUCUUCCCAUCCCGUGGCUGAUCUACACCCUCCUUCAUGAUGGCAAACCAGUGACUGUCAGCUCCAACGGCCUUUUCUGUGCCAUUGUGCUGCUCUUCCUGAUGCUCCUCUUCGUCAUCAUUUCCAUCGCUGCGUGUCGCUGGAGGAUGAGCAAAGUGCUGGGUGUCACCAUGUUCGUUCUGUACUUUGUGUUUCUCAUCCUCAGCGUCCUACUGGAAAAACGCAUCCUUGUCUGUCCUGUCUCCAUCUGAACUGAUGAGCUCAACAUCACCACUGCACAAAACCCUGCUCCUACUGGAAGUAGGGUGUUUAAUGUCU
This is a messenger RNA of Nematolebias whitei (Rio pearlfish), 2197 nucleotides long. Its product is annotated as sodium/potassium/calcium exchanger 1-like. The transcript is spliced from 9 exons. Gene Ontology annotation, molecular function: calcium channel activity; calcium, potassium:sodium antiporter activity. The record is from RefSeq and is a predicted model, not a curated record. Gene Ontology annotation, biological process: long-term synaptic potentiation; long-term synaptic depression; intracellular calcium ion homeostasis. Bases 1 to 2130 code for a protein of 709 amino acids. Lineage: Eukaryota; Metazoa; Chordata; Actinopteri; Cyprinodontiformes; Rivulidae. Gene Ontology annotation, cellular component: membrane.